GGGAGAUAAUUGAAGACGUUCUAAACAAUAAACCAGCCGGAGUUAUCUCCCCUAAGUCUGUUGACGCCCAAACAAGGCUUUUCAAUAAUGGCGGCAUUCAAGCAGAAGUUACAGGCGGUUCUGUGGCUGGCAGAGCUGAAAUCAGUAGAGGCUGUGCGAGUUAAAUGGACGGAGCAGUACGCAGAAGAACCUCCAACAGAUCAGAUGCUUUUAACUUGGAAAAAGAAUUUCCAGGCUACGGAAAAUAUCCACUCAAACAGCGAUGUAGGAACGUCACCGCUGAAACGACCACGACAAGACUGUGAGACCACGAGGCGGGAAGAUGAACCAGAGUUUAAAUUUAGUCUACAAACCACUCUGGAAGACAUCCGCCAGAAACAGGAAGAUUUCUGCACAGAACGAAACUGGGCCCAAUAUCACACACCACGAAACGUCUUGUUGGCACUGGUGGGAGAAGUCGGAGAACUCGCCGAAAUAUUUCAGUGGAAGGGUGAAGUGAAAGAAGGACUUCCAGGUAGGUCUCCCACCAAAUUUUCUUAUUCCUUGAAAUAUUCUAGAGGGAAAGCGGGGAGUGCUAGUGAAGGCAUGGGUUUGAUAGGUCUCUGGUACUAUUGUGGUAAUGUGAUCGCAGUCUGUGUCUCAUUGCACCAUUAUUUCUGGCCUAAGAUGGACAGGAGACUUCAGACUGUCCUCCUCACCUGGCUCAUCUACACUCACCUUUACCACCAGUCCACAAAUGCCGUGCUGAGUAAAUUUCUGAAGAACUCAAAGAAAUAUCCUGCGGACAAAGUGUUUGGCAAAAGUAACAAAUAUACAGACUAUAGAGACCAACUUAAAGAAACUUGAAUAACUGGGAGAAAAUGAGAAACAAAAAUAUCUUUGGUUGAUAUUCGUUUAUCUCUAUGAACCAGGUGUGUAAAUUAAAUAAUAAAUACAUACAGAAAUACAGUUUUAUAUACAUUCAAACAUGUACAACAACAACAUUCAAACAUGGCGUUAGGAAGGGCAUCCAGCUGUAGAAAC
Octopus bimaculoides (California two-spot octopus) is the source of this 1023-nucleotide messenger RNA. RefSeq names its product dCTP pyrophosphatase 1. Gene Ontology annotation, cellular component: cytosol. The record is from RefSeq and is a predicted model, not a curated record. Gene Ontology annotation, biological process: dCTP catabolic process; DNA protection. NCBI's taxonomy places the organism in Eukaryota, Metazoa, Mollusca, Cephalopoda, Octopoda, Octopodidae. Gene Ontology annotation, molecular function: dCTP diphosphatase activity.